UCCCGACCCGAACGCGGCCGCCCCGAGAGGCGGGCAGCGGGCGCGCGGGAGCCGCAGAGGGCGGGCGGCGGCGAGCAUGGAGCGCGAGCUGGAGGCGCUGGCGGCGCGGCCCGCGCGCCCGGCCGAGACGCCCUUCCAGGCGCUGGUGGAGGCGGCGGGCGGCCGCGGGCAGGUGCUGCUCGUGGGCGAGCUGUGGGAGCGCGAGCAGAGCCGCGCACUGCUGCGGGACUUCGCUCGGGCCGUGUUCCCACCUGAGCCGGCGGCGGCCAAGCCGGGCGGAGCGGCGACCGAGAGCGCGGGCCCCGGGGCGGCGCGCGGGGCGCAGAGGGCGCCGGGGGCUGCGGCGCGCGCCAUCCGCUCACCGCUUGUCUUCGUGCUGUGCCGCGAGUCGUCGCUGGCUGCCCGGGAGCCGCGGCGCCGCCUGCGGGAGAUGCUGCGGGACGUGCGCGGCAGGCGGCGAGCCGGCGCGGCACUGGUCGGGGUGCUGGUGGCGGAGGCCGGGCCGGAGGACGCGGUGACGCUGGGGCUGCGGCUGCUGGAGGCUCUGCUACAUACCGUGUUCGGCCGCCAGCCAGGCGGCCCGGUGCAGGCGGCCGCCUACUGUCCCGGCUGCCCGGCCUCUAGUCUGGCCGUCCAGGCGGCCGCCUGCAGGGCCCUGCAAGCCGCCGGGCCCGGGCGACCAGCAGAAGGACCGGGCCUUCCCAGACUGUUGGCCUGCUUUUCCUGGGGUCCCUGGAGCUGGAGGAAGGACCGGGAUGUUUCUGCUUCCAUCAGCCCAGCUCGGGAUAAUUCCCAGGAGCCUGAAGAGGAGCUCGCGCUAACAGCCAUGUUUCCCAAUGGAGACUGUGAGGACCCUGGAAGGGGGUCAAAAGCCCAGGAUGGAGUCGUCUACACUCCUGCUGAACCUGCUGGAGACUCGAGAUGAAUGAAGACUGGACCUUUGGGCUGUCCCUGGUUCUAACCUACACCUACAGAGCUGUCUCUGGCUCUUUCUCUCUGAUCCUCCACGUCUCCACGUUGGCUUUAGCCCGUGGUAUCUACAACAACCCCACCUGCUUGGGGGAUGGACCAUUCAGAGUUACCAGCUAGACAGAGGGACUUAUUAAGACAAGCUGGACCCAGAAAAAUGUAUCCCCUGGGAACCUACUCCCCACUUAGCAUGUGUUAACUUUUUGAUCGCAGGGAGGUUAUUUUGUCUCUCUGGGCCUCGCUUUCUCUGAGCCAUUGAGACAGAUGACUUUCUGCUUUGAGGCUGUGCAGUGCUGUGGGACCCCGUGGUGUUUUCGCUGUGCUCUGGGCCCGUACAGGAGCAUCCAUUGCUUAGAGUACAGCUGGAAAGAACUGUGGACCAGAAGUCAUCAGAUCUGAGGCAUAGCCUUGGACAUGUCAUUCAUUCUCUGGGGCUUCCGUUUCCCAAAUGCAUGAAGGGGCUACCAGUCCAGAGGCCUUCAACUGGACACAGGCUGCCCCUCCAAGCAACACUGGAAUGUGUGUGUUGGGGGAAGUCACUGUGACUGUGGGGUACCCCCAGCAUUUUGUGGGUAUUCCACAAAGUGCAGGACAGCCUCCAACAGCAUAGACUUAGUCUACUCAAAAUGCCAAUUAUGACACCUUUGAGGAAACUCUGCAUGAGCCAACUUUUCCUCCCUAUCAACGAGCACCCCAGAGCAGAGAGGGUCAGGUUUUCAGGGACUGGGCUCCCAGAACAAGCCAGAAUAAAGAAAGACCACACUGUAGCCUUGGGGAUCCCCUGAGCCAGGGCCGAGACAGUCAGUGUGGUGUAGGGCCAGGACAGAAAUAGCUGUGCACACCUGUGAAAAGAAAGCCUUUUUCGGGCAGCGCCUGUGGCUCACUCCGUAAGGCGCCGGCCCCAUAUACCAAGGGUGGCAGGUUCAAACCCGGCCUCGGCUGAACUGCAACCAAAAAAUAGCUGGGCGUUGUGGCGGGAGCCUGUAGUCCCAGCUACUCGGGAGGCUGAGGCAAGAGAAUCGCUUAAGCCCAGGAGUUGGAGGUUGCUGUGAGCUGUGUGAGGCCACGGCACUCUACUGAGGGCCAUAAAGUGAGACUCUGUCUCUACAAAAAAAAAAAAAAGAAAGCCUUUUUCUUUCUCAUGCUGACCUUGACUUUCUAUGCCAAGUCCUUUGAGGAUGAGAAUAUUGGGCAGUGUCCAUGGCACAAAAAAGAAGGAAAGGUAGGAGUGCAAGAUGCGUGAGCAUAGGACUUGCUCUAGAUCACAGUCCUAGGCCAAGAUCAAAGUAGACAAAGCUCAGAAGUUCCUGAAUCUUACGUGUCUGAGCCUAAGAGGUGGGAGGGCUGUCUGUCCACUCGUAGCAGAAGCUCUGCAUCACCUUGGUUUUUCUUGCCUGCCCCUGGAGAAAUAUAGAAUCUUUGGAAUGGCAAGUGCAACUCCUGAUCUUCCUAGUGGGAAGCACUGUCCAAGGGAAGUGGCCGCAUACAUUCACUCACUUGUGCGUGAUUCGCUCUGCAACACACUGUUUGCUGCGUGUCCUGUGAAGUGCUGCAUAACUGGCCAUUUCAGCUCUUCCCUGUGGUAGUGCCAAACUGUGCGACAUGAACAUGCUUUUGGUUGAGGGUCUCUAUGAUAUUAAAGAGGGGCCCUCCUUGCACUGUGCCUCAGUUUUUUCUUCAUAAUAAUGAGCCUCAUUCUAUCCCUGCCUCAUGGAGAGAGUGUGAGGACAAGCAGGAUGACAUCUUUACAUUUGAGGUUGUUUGUCAGGAGCCUUUUUUUUUUUUUGCAGUGUUCGGCUGGGGCUGGGUUUGAACCCGCCACCUCCGGCAUAUGGGGCCAGCGCUCUAUUCCUUUGAGCCACAGGUGCUGCCCCAGGAGCCUUCAUUUUAAUAAUGCAGGGCUGCCAGGUGUGGUGGCAUGCGGGAGGCUGAGACAGAAGGACUUAAACACAGGAGUUCAAGGUUACUGUGAGCUAUGAUUGCACCUGUGAAUGGGUAUAGCACACCGGCUAGUCAAGACCCCAUCUCAAAAUUUAAAAAAGUAAUAAUGUAAUGCAGGGGUGUCUCACCAAUAGAUUGACCCAGCUGGCCUCCUUCUGUGCAACAAUGAACUCAAUGAAUUUUGACUCAUUGAUUUUAAUUGAUUUUGUUUUGAAAUGAGGAGACAUGUAUUUUUGAAGCUGCUAUAUUUUUCUAUUUCUCUAUUUCUUUGUAAUAAUUGGGUUGAAGUUUUAUGAUUUGGUGCUGGGAGGGAGGUUUUUUUUUUUUUUUUUUUGCAGUUUCCGGCUGGGGCUGGGUUUGAACUCGCCUCCGGCAUAUGGGGCCGGCGCCCUACCCCUUUGAGCCACAGGCACCGCCCGAGGGAGGUUUUUUUAAUUUAGAAAUUUGUCUAAGGCAGAAGUUAUGAGAUUCCAAAAUCUUUCAUUUGUUGCCAAUGUUUGGAACUUGGGAGGUUGCACAUAAAAAUUAAUAAUCAAGUUUUCUGGGUGGAGGGUGGGGCAUGUUUCCAGUUUGCUGCAUUUCCCCACCCCCUUCUACCUCUGGUCCCUCACUCCCUGCCCACCCCCUUCUACCUCUGGUCCCUCACUCCCUGCCCACCC
Messenger RNA from Nycticebus coucang (slow loris), 3569 nucleotides. It is a transcript of the gene C7H2orf72, whose product is annotated as chromosome 7 C2orf72 homolog. NCBI's taxonomy places the organism in Eukaryota, Metazoa, Chordata, Mammalia, Primates, Lorisidae. The record is from RefSeq and is a predicted model, not a curated record. The transcript has 3 exons. The coding region runs from base 77 to 925 and encodes 282 amino acids.